AUGUCAGGAUUUAGUUAUGGGUGUAUAUUAAAUAAUUAUUUUAUUAUAUUUUCAUUACAAAGGUUAACAAAUAAAGUAAUUUUAAAAUCGAUCGAACCAGCAUAGUCUUGCACGUUCUACCCGUGAGGAAUAUUUCCAACUGCACGUGAAGGCAGCAUGCCGGCCCCUCCCCCUGGGCGUGUUCUUGCUGAGCUGUCAGUGGAGAGUAUUCGGGCUGUUUAUGGAAAAGUCUGGAAGUUUCCACGAGGUUUAUAAACAAAAUGGUCGAAGCGAGUCGGUGGGACUCCAAACUGACGACGGACUGAGAACGAGGCACAGGACUUCGCUUCCGCGUUCACUGAACUGUCUAUUAGGUGGGCAAAAUGGGAAAAGACUACUACGAGAUUCUGGGAAUAAAGAAAGGGGCGUCGGAGGAGGAUAUAAAGAAAGCGUAUCGCAAGCAGGCUCUGCGCUAUCACCCCGACAAAAACAAGUCACCGGGAGCCGAGGAGAAAUUCAAGGAAAUUGCCGAAGCUUACGAUGUUUUGAGCGACCCAAAGAAAAAGGACAUCUACGACCGCUACGGCGAGGAAGGUCUAAAAGGUGGAGGCUCUGCAGGUGGUGGCCCUGGCAACUUCAGCUACACUUUCCAAGGUGACCCUCAUGUCAUCUUUUCGGACUUCUUUGGUGGACGCAAUCCCUUCGAACAAUUUUUCGGUGCCCGCAAUGGGGGCAUGGAUGAGGACAUGGACACUGAUGACCCUUUUGCCCGCUUUGGAAUGGGUGGAGGUGGAAUGGGUGGGUUCCCCCGCUCUUUCAGCACUGGUAUGGGAGGAAUGGGCCCUCACACCAGCGUUGUAAAGAAGCCUCAGGAUCCACCGGUUGUCCAUGAUCUGCGGGUGACCUUAGAAGAAGUGCUGUCAGGUUGCACAAAGAAAAUGAAGAUCUCACGUAAGAGGCUGAACCCUGACGGGCGAACAACAAGGACAGAAGAAAAAAUCCUGGAGGUUAAUAUAAAGAAGGGGUGGAAAGAGGGUACCAAAAUUACAUUUCCCAAAGAGGGUGAUGAGACUCCUACAAACAUUCCAGCCGAUGUGGUCUUUGUAUUAAAGGACAAACCACAUCAUGUGUUCAAGCGUGACGGAUCAGACAUCAUUUACAAAGCCAAGAUCUCACUUAGAGAUGCAUUGUGUGGCUGCACAGUCAAUGCACCCACGCUGGACGGCAGAUCAGUGACGGUGUCAACAACAGAUAUUGUGCAGCCAGGGAUGAAGCGGCGCAUUAGUGGUGAAGGGCUACCGUAUCCUAAACGACCCGAUCGUCGAGGCGAUCUAAUAGUGGAGUACGAAGUCAGGUUCCCAGAACGGCUCAGCCAGAACGCCCGGGACACCAUCGGUCAGGUUCUGCCAAGAUCUUAAAGAAGGACCCUUUGGACUGUUUCCUCUUUAAGCUGCCAACCACUGUGUGUCAGUCUUCACAUGGAAGUUCAUGUGGAGGUUAACCUCCACGACACAAAACACAACCUCCUUCGCGUGUCAACCCAAUUGUAAACAGCACCAUGGGAAAAUGCUCACUGUAAUUGAGUCCAGCAUUUUACAGGCUAUAAUUUCAAAAUGACCAAUUUAUUUGGUUUUUGUUUUUCUAACAAAAUGUUAUUAUAUUUUGCUAAAAAUAAGUUUAAUAUAUAAAAGAUAUGUUCACUGUCUUUGUUUAAUAAAAGUUAGUUUCGUUUUAUAGGCAUUUGCAACAUUGCAUUGAAUUGUUAAUGUUUUGGAUGGGACAAUAAAAUGCAAAACAAAUAA
Molecule: messenger RNA, 1781 nt
Organism: Betta splendens (Siamese fighting fish)
Lineage: Eukaryota; Metazoa; Chordata; Actinopteri; Anabantiformes; Osphronemidae
Gene: dnajb1b
Product: DnaJ heat shock protein family (Hsp40) member B1b
Exons: 3
Coding region: 363-1397 (344 amino acids)
Cellular component (GO): cytosol
Molecular function (GO): transcription corepressor activity; Hsp70 protein binding
Source: RefSeq, a predicted model, not a curated record